AUGUCUCUGUACUCAAUCACUCUCUGGGAUUCAUUGAAAUUCGAGGUACUAAGUGCCCAAGAGCCGGAAUUGGCCGAGGAGACAUUGCUAGUUCUCCGAGCCAUUGCCGCAUGCCUCGCCACAAGCACUCAAACCUCUUCAACAGCCUCACCUUUAGCACAGUAUCUUCGUCCUAUCACCAAAGAAUGUAUCGAGCAUUUGCAGGAACCAGCACAGAGACAAGCCAAGGCUUCUGGUGACAUCCUUAAGUCUGUAUCAUCUGCUAGCCCGGAGUCCUUCAAUCUCGUAACAAAGGCUGUCGCCGCGCCGAUAACAACGAUAUAUCAGUCCAGCUCAGAGGUUGCAAAGCAUCGUGCACUACUUCAGGUAUUCGGCCAAUUGUUCGAUUCCGCGAUUGAGGUGUUCGGCACCUGGUCUUCGAAACGUGCUCUUGCAAACUCAGAGAAUCCUCUGGAGGCAUUUUCCGAGAGCCUUCUGGAGAUCUACAGCCAAGCUCUGAUGAGUACUGUGAAAGAAGAAGUGUCAUUCCGUGUUGCAGCAGCUCAGGGCUUGCAAAAACUUGCUUUGAUUUCUGACUUACUACAAGACAACGAGAUUGGCAUGGUUAUCCAACACAUGAAUGAAGUGAUUCUCCGGGAAGAAUCGUACAGUCGCGAUGAUCUCAAAAAGACUGCUAUGCAAAGCCUAGCAGAGAUCUCAAAACACAAAUCUCGACUAAUCAUGGACAUCACUUUUCCAGCUUUCAUGGCGCAAUUACCUGACACGGAUUCGGAAGCAGAAGCUAGGGGUGAUUACCACACCACUUUGGAAGGGCUUGCCGAGGUCAGCGUCGAAAAGGACGUUUUUGACACCCUGGUCAGGAGGCUCCUGAACAAGCUCGACGUCCUAUUGAACACCCACAAUGUCGAUUCACCGAAGUAUACUGGUGCGCUAUUGUCAACGCUGCUAUUUAUCAUGGAGAGGAGAGGUCUCCAAAAUGAUCCUAACCUCGAAGGUUAUUAUGAUCGUGUUGUGGUUGGUUUGGUUUCAAGAGCUACGACGGCAGCUGCCGCGUCAAACAACCUGACGGCUCUGAAUAAUGUCACUGUGCUGGAAGUACUAGGCAGGGUCAGCAACCUUAUUGUCAGGAACGCAUCACUUGAUAAAAAGGUCACUGCCAGUGCAAAUGUGUAUGAUUUGUUCUCGUUGCAAUCAGGUCUAGAACGACUAUCUAGCGCUCCGAACGGCAGCACACUCCAGAGCAUCUGGAUUCUUUCUACAUGGCUGUUGGCAGCCAUACCACGAGAUCUCCAAGCGCCCCUCUUAGAAGCAGCAAAAAUAUCUGUCACUUUGUCUUCCCUGCUUGCACUCAUAGAUACGGAUAUCGAGCCGGUGGCGUUCCUUGCGAUAUCACGCCAGCUUGCCCUCUACAUCAACAAACAUCUUCCUUCUUCGGCAUUGGACAUUGCGACAAGCUGGCUAACCACUUUCUACAAUAAAGUGCGAUUGGCUCGUGGCGGACAGCUCGAUCAUGGACAGGCUGAUUCAGAGCAAAGCAUUUCAAGGAUUGUGCGAACAAUCUUUAUGCUCUCGAAGGCCUUGAUAUUACGACUGUCGCCCGAUACCAAUGCGAUUCUUAGAGAUUUGUUGUCACUUUUAGAUUCAUCUAAACACCCUUUACCUGUCAAUAAAUUCGCUGCUUCAAGCUUCGGCGGGCUUCUGGCUCCAGACGCUGUGCUGUCGAAGACCAACGGAGCGCAAAUACGUCUCUUGGCUCCGCAGAAGGUGUUCCAAACACUGGCCCCCUUGAUCUCAGCUGGAUUCAAAUCGUCCUCGCAAGGUGACGAGAAAGAGAAUUAUCUGACUGCAUUGAGCGGCGUCAUUGCCUCGAUACCUUCAGAUAUUGUAGUCCCAGAACUGCCAACACUGCUUCCGUUGUUGCUUCAGUCUCUCGAUCUAUCUGACCAAAGAGUGAAGAUUGCAACACUCGAAACGCUAGCGGUUGUGACUGCAAGAAGCCCCUCGGCCCUAGAGGAAAGUGGACACAUCCCAUCGCUGGUGAGGCGUCUUGUGAAGACGGCUUCAAUCCCAAAGUCAGGAUCUUACAAGGAAUCUGAACCAGAUACACCAAAGGCGCGACAAUUGGCGGUGCGUUGUUUGUUUCUAAUGCCUGGUCGUAUCAAGGGAUCCGGCUCGCGGACCAACCCGCUGCUUCCCCUUAAGAGAGAGGUUCUGCAAGGCUUGAUGAAAGUGCUCGAUGACCCGAAACGGGAUGUUCGAAAGGAAGCAGUGGACGCAAGAGGUGCUUGGUUGAGAGGUGUUGAUGACGUGGAGGAUGAGAGUGAUUGA
Endocarpon pusillum Z07020 is the source of this 2328-nucleotide messenger RNA. RefSeq lists its product as uncharacterized. The record is from RefSeq and is a predicted model, not a curated record. The transcript has a single exon. Lineage: Eukaryota; Fungi; Ascomycota; Eurotiomycetes; Verrucariales; Verrucariaceae. Gene Ontology annotation, cellular component: cytosolic [4Fe-4S] assembly targeting complex. The coding region runs from base 1 to 2328 and encodes 775 amino acids. Gene Ontology annotation, biological process: iron-sulfur cluster assembly.